Lasiodiplodia theobromae is the source of this 993-nucleotide messenger RNA. Its product is annotated as Thiazole biosynthetic enzyme protein. NCBI's taxonomy places the organism in Eukaryota, Fungi, Ascomycota, Dothideomycetes, Botryosphaeriales, Botryosphaeriaceae. The record is from RefSeq and is a predicted model, not a curated record. The transcript has 2 exons. Bases 1 to 993 code for a protein of 330 amino acids. Gene Ontology annotation, biological process: thiamine biosynthetic process.
AUGUCUCCCCCGAUCGCCACCUCGCCCACGCUUCAGCGUGCUGCUCCCGUCACCAAGGACCUGCCCAUCAAGCAGCAGGACGGCAUGGCCGUCAAGGGCAACAUGUCCAAGACGGUCGACGAGAUGGCCGGGCAGUGGGACAACUUCAAGUUCGCGCCCAUCCGCGAGAGCCAGGUGUCGCGCGCCAUGACGCGCCGCUACUUCAAGGACCUCGACACGUACGCCGAGUCGGACGUCGUCAUCAUCGGCGCCGGUUCCUGCGGCCUGAGCACCGCCUACAUGCUCGCCAAGGCGCGUCCCGACCUGAAGAUCGCCAUCGUCGAGGCUGGCGUCGCUCCUGGCGGCGGUGCCUGGCUCGGCGGCCAGCUCUUCUCAGCCAUGGUCAUGCGCCGGCCCGCCGACGCCUUCCUGCGCGAGCUGGGCGUCCCCUACGAAGACGAGGGCGACGACUACGUCGUCGUCAAGCACGCGGCGCUCUUCACCUCCACCGUCCUGUCCAAGGUCCUGCAGUUCCCCAACGUCAAGCUCUUCAACGCGACGACGGUCGAGGACCUGAUCACGCGUCCCCUCCCCAACGGUGCCUCGGGCGUGCGCAUCGCCGGCGUCGUCACCAACUGGACGCUCGUCAGCAUGCACCACGACGACCAGAGCUGCAUGGACCCCAACACCAUCAACGCCCCCAUCGUCGUCAGCACGACCGGCCACGAUGGCCCCUUUGGCGCCUUCUCCGUCAAGCGCCUCGUCAGCAUGCAGCAGCUCGACAAGCUCGGCGGCAUGCGCGGCCUCGACAUGAGCUCCGCCGAGGACGCUAUCGUUAAGCGCACCCGCGAGGUCGUGCCGGGACUGGUUGUUGGCGGCAUGGAGCUGUCCGAGGUCGAUGGCGCGAACCGUAUGGGCCCGACUUUCGGCGCUAUGGCCCUGAGCGGUGUUAAGGCGGCUGAGGAGGUGCUUAAGGUCUUUGAGGAGAGGAAGGCUGAGAAUGAUAAGUACUGA